Molecule: messenger RNA, 1848 nt
Organism: Monomorium pharaonis (pharaoh ant)
Lineage: Eukaryota; Metazoa; Arthropoda; Insecta; Hymenoptera; Formicidae
Gene: Rtca
Product: RNA 3'-terminal phosphate cyclase
Exons: 7
Coding region: 374-1525 (383 amino acids)
Biological process (GO): RNA processing
Cellular component (GO): nucleus
Molecular function (GO): RNA-3'-phosphate cyclase activity
Source: RefSeq, a predicted model, not a curated record
UUUUAAAAUUUUAAUCAGUUAUGCUGGAAAUAGCUGGAUCUACCUGUAUAACAAUUUUUUUUCAAAAUCGAAGACCGAUUUUGCCACAUAAUACCUUAAAAUAUUUCGUUCGUCACAGACGAAAAUGAAAUGAGAUGUUUGACAGGUCCCCUGACGUCGCAGCGGGAGAAGAGCCGGCGGAAUUUGCGAGCAAACAGGACUCGUUCUACCUAUAGUUGUAUAGUUAGAUGUGUUUCUCCAAGAGAGCGAGCAACUUACAAUCAGCUUACAUCUUUGUUUUCCUUCCCAGAAAUUCGCAUGCCAAAAAUAAACACGGAACCGGUGUGGCUCCGCCGGGAACUGACGUCUCCUUUCCUUUGAUCGGAGUGUUUGAAUGCUUGGAAAUCGUGUCAUGUCAUCCCUCGUGCAAAUAGACGGCAGUUUGGGCGAGGGUGGUGGGCAAGUAUUAAGAAUUGCUCUCAGCUUAAGCGCGCUUUAUGGCAUUCCUAUCGAAAUUGAGAACAUACGUGCUGGGAGGCCUAAGCCUGGUCUUGCGGCACAACACUUGAAAGGUGUGGAACUUGUCAAGGAAAUGUGCAAUGCCCAAGUCAGAGGUGGAUACAUAGGAUCGACGCGUUUGGAGUUCCGUCCCGGUCCACUGAAUAAGACCAAGAGAACAUUUGUGGCAGACACACAAACUGCCGGAUGCAUCUGCUUGCUAGCACAAGUGGCUCUGCCAUGUGCCCUCUUUUUUCCAUAUAACGACCCUGUCACGCUCAUCCUGAAGGGUGGCACGAACGUUCCCAUGGGUCCACACAUAGAAUAUCUAACAGAGGUGUUCAAACCAGUAUUGAAUAAAUUUGGAGCAGACUUUGAUUUUGUGGUUUUAAAAAGGGGAUAUUAUCCGAAAGGUGGAGGUGAACUGCAUUUACAGAUAAAACCAGUCAGUAGCUUAAACGCGGUUACUUUAACUGAUCCGGGUAUUCCUCGGGGAAUAACAGGAUGGUCUUAUGUGGCUGGAUCAAUUCACAUAAACGUGGCACGUACAAUGGCUCGCGAUGCUAAAACAACUUUAACAAAUUAUUUAAUGAAAAACAAUAUUCAAGUGCCGCCGAUUACGAUCGAAGCUUAUAGGGAAGAUAGAGUAGUGGCUGUUGGAAACAGCUCUGGUAUUAAUAUAGUGUGUAACACCAGUACGGAAUGCAUUCUCGGUGGCUCCGGUUUGGGUUCUGUACGCCAAGAAGGACUACCGCCAGGUGAAACAGCAGCUAGCGAAAUUUUAAAACCGCUUCUAGCAGGAGCAUGUGUUGAUGAACAUAUGCAGGAUCAGAUGAUAAUUCUAAUGACACUGGCGACAGGUACUUCGCAGAUCAAAGUUGGCAACAAAAAGCUUACCUGUCACACGGAGACCGCUAUGCAAAUUGCCGAGAUAAUGCUAGGUAAACGUGGACUUUGUUUCAAUUUGUCAAAAAAUGCCGAAGAUGGAGACAACUCGUCCUACAUCUUGGAAUGUCAAGGAUGUGGACUGAUUAACGACAAUCUUUAAACAAUGUGAUCAUACGACGCUUUAUAACUUAUCGUUGCACAUGUAAUUAACAAUCUCGGCAUAAGUCUUACAUUGAUUAGCUACGGCUUUCGCAUUCGCAGUUUUACAAAUAAAUUGUAACAUCGAUAUUAAUUGUAACAUCCACACAUUCUUUCAUAAGCUUUCAAUAGUAUUUCUACAUUUUUGUAAGAAUGCUGAAGUCAUUUAAGUAAUACAAUUCAUUAACAAACAUCAUUAUAUAUACAAUGUGUUACAAUUUUUGUGCUAAAUUAUGAUUAUUUAAUGUACUGUAUUCUAAAAUUAAACAUAAAUCAAGCAAAAAA